UCCAGACUCAAGGCCAGGACCCGCCCCAUGUCACCACGGAGCACAUGAGCAACUGGCUGGUGUCUCAGGGCAAAAUUAUCCCUUAGGGAGAGGUGAGUACCACGUCAGCACUCACCUUCACUGCCAUUCCCUGCCACCAGCAGCACUCCAGGAGGUGUGAGUAAAAUAAACAACAGAAAAAUCAGAAGCCAGGAAAGUUGAAUUGCUCUGUGUUUUAUUUGAAGGGUGUGGAAGGAAACCAUGGAGGAGGGAAACGACCUCGCUGGGCUGGCCUGGGAAGUAAACACUUGCCUAAAAAUGAUGGACAUAGAGCACGAGGCUUUCUGCAAGCUCCGCCGCUCCAUGCACCCCACCUCGCCUGCUGACAUCGAUCCUAAGGUCCACAGCAUCGUGGAAAGUGCUGUGAGAAGCAUUCUGGGCAAGCAGUCCAAUGUCCCCCGUAGCAAACUGCUCAGCCCAUCUCAGGUGGAGGUGGUGCCCAGGCUCCUCCUGGCCCUGUGGCUGCAGCCAGAGGAAGGACAUUCAGAGCACCCAAUCCUAGUAAGCGGGAUGGCCAUGGGCAUGGUGGCGGCCGUAGUGGAGAAGCUCUCCUGCAUGUUAAAGGACCCUUCCCCUCACAUCCCUUUCUCCCGGGCUGCUGCUUUUGACUCUGUGUGGUCGAUCCUCGGGAGAAUCAGUCAGUCCUUCUCCACAGAUGACCUCCAGAGACCUUUUUAUAUGAGCUCUGUCUGUGCCUUUGUGGCGGAUGAGGUGCAGAGCUGCUUCCAGCCCCCUGCAGCCACCCUACCAGUCCCCCCCGUCCUCGCGGUGGCCGUUUCCACCACACUACCAGCUGGCAUCCAAGCAGACCCGGCUUCUUCCCACCUUGAGGUUGUGGACAUCACCCCUAACACAGAGGCAGACCCGGCAUCUUCCCACCUGGAGGUUGUGGACAUCACCCCUAACACAGAGGCAGAUCCGGCUUCUUUCCACCUGAAUGUUGUUGACAUCACCCCUAACAUAGAGGCAGAUCCGGCUUUUUCCAACCUGAAUGUGGUGGACAUCACCCCUAAUACAGAGGCAGAGCCCAUCUCUUCCCUCUUGGAGGUUGUGGACGUCACACCUGAAGAAAGGACUCUCACGAUGGCCGUCUUCGCCACUCUGCCAGCUGACAUCCCAAGCAGAGGAUGUUGUUGUGGUUAUCCCGGAUGUCACCCCCCACGUCACCAAGGACGUGACACUGGAUGUUCCAUGCAGAGCUAGGAAAGGGGCAGUCCGGCGAUUAUUUUGCAGGCUUUGGAGGGCAGUGUGCUGCUGCGCCUGCCACAAGGAAGAGGAGGAACAAUAUUAAUUAUUCAUCACACCUGCAGAAAUGGGAUUGAACCAUAGACCAUUAAAUUUAUUCACAUUAUAAUUGGACUCAAUUCUGCUUUGCUUCUGUUCACUACUUAAGUUCAGAACUUUUCUUUAAACUUUCACUUUGCAAGUGUGGAGUAGGUUGUGUAAAUAAGUGGGAAACAUCCCAAUUUUAAUGUUUUGAAUAAUUUACUUUGUACACUUUAAAAAAAUCUGUAUUAUUUCACAACAAAAAGGCAAAAAAACAGAGGGCGCUCAACCAACGUUGAGUUGAGGUGCAAGCAAAAAUUUGAAUCAUCAUAGAAAAGGAAAAAGCGCAACUCUUGCUCACUAUAAAAAAUUAAUGUUUGUUUUAUUCAGGCAAGGUUAAAAGAUUAACAUUUCGGCCUAGCCUGUGACGAUAUGCAAGUUGUGUUUGCCCAGGAAAAGGGUGACCCAGACUCACCCUGGUUCUUGAGGGUUGAAGACAGUGAAAAAUUAUCAUUAAGUAAAUGGGACUUUUCAAUUCUUGAAUAAAAUCUUUAAUGAACAUGAAUUUAAAUACAAUUGACUUGAGGAUCAUAGCAGGCAGGCUGACUGGCUAGCCCUGAAGGCCCUCUGCCUCUACCUCUGUGUGGUUCAUCUCAACCAAGAGGUUGUGUGGGUUGUCUUUCUCUCUGUGGGUGUGAAUCACUAUGACCUCUCCCUCUGCCUGCCAUUUUGCUGAUCAGAAGCAUUCUGCUUUUUCUUGCUCACAUGAACAUGAGGAAUGGCCUCUGGGGUAACCUCCUCCUCCAUCUAACGCCUCUUCCACCUCCUCUUUCUGGCUGUGUUCGACUGAGGUCACUCGUUCUCUAUCACUGGGUGUUGGAUAGUUCCUCCUCCUCUGUGUCUUUGUGAGUUUGGAGGGAUUUAUCCUGUUCCGGCUCCCUCUAAGGGUGUGCACCGUAAUCUCUUUCGGUGUGUUGAGGGGUUCAGUGGUUUUGGAGGGAGUCUGAAGUUCGAUCUCUAGCAAUGAGUGUGGGGUCUGUCCCGUGGUGUUGUCCCCCUCCCUCCUAAGGAGGAGCCACUGAGACAUGUGAUGAGGCAAAGGAAAAUUACUCUGCAAGGACGGGAUAGGACACAUCACAACACUGCUGCUCAUUCAUAUUCAAAUGUGACAGGUUAAAGGACAUAUUCAUAGCCUGUUAUACAUUGAAAAGUAUUAGUAAGUUCAUAGUAUGUGAGGAUCUUAAAACAUCUAAGGUUAAAAAGAUGCAUUCAGUAUUAGUUGAUAGAGAUUGAUAAUAUUCAUAUAAUUGUGUUAAAGUUCAAAUCUGUCAAAGGGUACGAAUUGUGAGAGUAAUGUGUAAACGUUAUAUUGAUUACUUUAUUUUGUGGUGCCUAAAAGUGUUCAUCUGUGAUCUACGAAAUGCUCUUAAGCUAUGAGCCGGAGAUCGAUUGCUCUGGUCUCCACGCAUAUUCCUGGGGAAAUUCGCGGUCUUUUCUCAUUGAACUAAAUGUUGACUUGAGAAUACAACACCGUAUCACUCUCGUGAUUAUUUCUCCCCUGUUUUCAGGUACUUUAUUGAUGAUAAAAAUAGUAAUUUAAAUGUUAUAACUAGCGAACAUGUCAAGAGUGUUUAAGGUGUGUUUUAGUAACGUCUUGAGGAAGUUAGAGUUAAGUUUGAAGAGAGUAAUAUUAGCCCUGCUCGGUUGAAGUGAAGGAUAGCGUCGUACUGAGAGUAGCUGCCAUUUUAUGUCGAUUGUGAAUGAACAUGCGUGUUGUUAAUAAGAUAUUUUGCUGUGUUAUUUGUAUAAUGGGUUUUCUGUUAUGUAAUGUGUUACUUUUGUGAAAUGAUUGAACUAAAUGUUGACUUGAGAAUACAA
Molecule: messenger RNA, 3183 nt
Organism: Oncorhynchus keta (chum salmon)
Lineage: Eukaryota; Metazoa; Chordata; Actinopteri; Salmoniformes; Salmonidae
Exons: 5
Coding region: 241-1242 (333 amino acids)
Source: RefSeq, a predicted model, not a curated record